AUGGCCGUGGAAAAUGCGGGAAUUUUGUUCUACACGGAGCACCGAUACUACGGCCACAGCUGGCCAUACGAAAAUGACAGUCUGUCCUUAGAGCAUCUGAAGCACUUAUCCCUGCAUCAAGCCUUAGCCGAUCUAGCGCAUUUCAUACGAUACCAAAAGUCGCACUCCAGCAAUCUAACACAUUCCAAAGUCAUCCUCGUAGGUGGUUCAUACUCCGGCAGCAUGGCAGCUUGAAUGACGCAUCUCUAUCCAGAACUUGUUACUGCCAGCUGGGCGUCCAGUGCUCCGCUGCUGGCCAAGGCGGAUUUCUACGAAUACAUGCAACUGGUUGAGCACUCUCUUAACCUGAGCUAUGGUCACAAUUGUACACAACGAAUAGAGAGGGGUCUUAACCACUUGGUGAAGCUAUUCAAUACGAACGAGACAACUGAAUUAUUAACAAGACUGAAUGCCUGUCCGAGCUAUAAUGCAAAUAAUUUGCUAGAUCGCAUGACCUUCUUCAGCGGCAUUGGCAAUUACUUUGCCCUAGUUGUACAGAGUUACAGUGCCUACAUUCCAGCGCUGUGCGAGACGCUUAUGUCGCUACACUCCAGCGACGAGGAGGCCUUGCACAAGUUUCUACAGCUGCUCUAUUUGGAUGGAAAGCGGUUGGGUGAAUACAACAACUGUCUGGACUUUAGCUACAAGUCAAUGUUGCAGCUGUUUAACGAAUUUUCCGACCGCAGCUCGGGCACACGCGCCUGGUUCUACCAGACGUGCAACCAAUUUGGGUGGUAUACCACAACCAGCCACAUUAACACCACAUCAACCAGCUCAACCUUUGGCCGUGAAGUGCCUUUGUGGUACUUUGAGCAGCUGUGCCGUGAUGCAUUUGGUUCAGGCCAGACUCCGGCAACACUUGCCUUGGGCAUUGCACAGAUGAAUGCACAAUUUGGUGGUCUCUCGUUUAACCAGAGCAUGCGUUAUCGUGAGGUGGUCUUUACGCAUGGUGAGCUGGAUCCAUGGCGGGCUUUGGGACAACAACAUGACCGCCAGGCGCUGGUUAUAGCAGGUUACUCGCAUGUGGAGGAUCUGACCAGCAUCAAUGUGCGGGACAGUGUGCCCAUGAAUCUGGCCAAGCUGCGUGUCAUGUCCUUUCUGCGGCGUCACAUUGCGCCCAUUUAG
This is a messenger RNA of Drosophila novamexicana, 1164 nucleotides long. RefSeq names its product putative serine protease K12H4.7. Lineage: Eukaryota; Metazoa; Arthropoda; Insecta; Diptera; Drosophilidae. Gene Ontology annotation, biological process: proteolysis. The transcript has 6 exons. The record is from RefSeq and is a predicted model, not a curated record. Gene Ontology annotation, molecular function: serine-type exopeptidase activity; dipeptidyl-peptidase activity.